This is a messenger RNA of Psilocybe cubensis, 1551 nucleotides long. RefSeq lists its product as uncharacterized. The record is from RefSeq and is a predicted model, not a curated record. Gene Ontology annotation, cellular component: membrane; Sec61 translocon complex. Gene Ontology annotation, biological process: SRP-dependent cotranslational protein targeting to membrane, translocation; post-translational protein targeting to membrane, translocation. The transcript has 7 exons. Gene Ontology annotation, molecular function: signal sequence receptor activity; ribosome binding; transmembrane protein transporter activity. Bases 1 to 1551 code for a protein of 516 amino acids. NCBI's taxonomy places the organism in Eukaryota, Fungi, Basidiomycota, Agaricomycetes, Agaricales, Agrocybaceae.
AUGUCUUUUACCGAAGAAUCCAACCAAAACUCCACCCCGACAGAUUACGCCUAUCAAGUUCUCCAAAAGCUGCUUCAUGAACACCUGAAGCUAACGGGCGGUGAGCUGAUGAAGCAGCCAGACCAAAUUCGGUUCCUCAACCUCGUCCGGCCUUUCUUACCCAUACUACCAGAAGUUUCCUCACCCGAUCGCAAAGUCCCAUUCAACCAAAAAGUACUAUGGACGGCGGUAACGCUCCUUAUUUUCCUGGUGUGCUCUCAGGUGCCCCUGUACGGUAUCAUGUCCUCCGACUCCUCCGACCCUCUCUACUGGAUGCGCGUCAUCCUCGCCUCUAACCGUGGAACACUCAUGGAACUUGGAAUUACGCCUAUUAUCACUUCGGGAAUGAUCAUGCAGCUUUUGGCGGGUGCCAACCUUAUCGACGUCGAUUUCAGCUUGAAGGAGGAUCGUUCGCUGUUCAGUGGUGCUCAGAAACUCUUCGCCCUCAUUAUCGCUCUCGGUCAAGCCACCGUCUACGUUCUUACCGGUCUCUACGGACAGCCUUCGGACCUUGGUGCUGGUGUCUGUCUCCUGCUCAUCAUCCAGCUCAUCGUCGCCGCCCUCAUUGUCAUCCUCCUCGAUGAACUCCUCCAAAAGGGUUACGGUCUCGGUUCUGGUAUCAACCUGUUCAUCGCAACCAACAUUUGCGAGUCCAUCGUUUGGAAGGCGUUUUCCCCUACCACAGUCAACAUUGGACGUGGAAGCGAAUUCGAGGGCGCGUUAGUCGCGCUCUUCCACCUUCUGUUCACGUGGCACGAUAAGGGCCGUGCUCUCCGCGAGGCAUUCUGGAGAGAGCGUCUUCCCAACGUGAUGUCGCUCAUCUCGACGGUUAUCAUCUUUGCCGUGGUUAUUUACCUCCAAGGAUUCCGUAUUGAGAUCCCUGUGAAGAGCAACCGCUUCCGCGGCCAACGUGGAACCUAUCCUAUCAAGUUGUUCUAUACCAGCAACAUGCCCAUUAUGCUCCAGAGUGCAUUGACUAGCAAUGUCUUCAUUGUAUCUCAGAUGCUCGCGUCGAGGUUCCCUAGGAACCUGUUGGUUAAAAUUCUCGGUGUUUGGGAGCCUCUUGAGGAUUCUCCUCAGCUCCGCGCCACUGGAGGUAUCGCAUACUACAUGUCACCACCCCACACCAUCAAGGAGGCCGUCCUCGACCCCAUCCACACCGCCAUCUACAUUACCUUCAUGCUCUCUGCCUGCGCAUUGUUCAGCAAGACCUGGAUUGAGAUCUCUGGUAGUGGACCCCGCGACGUCGCCAAGCAGCUGAAAGACCAACAGAUGGUUAUGGCCGGUCACCGUGAGGGUUCGAUGUACAAGGAACUUAAGCGCGUCAUCCCCACGGCUGCGGCUUUCGGCGGUGCCAUCCUCGGCCUGCUCUCCGUCGCCGCCGACCUUUCUGGUGCGAUCGGUAGCGGAACCGGUAUUUUGAUGGCUGUUACUAUUAUUUAUAGCUACUGGGAGAUCGGCAUGCGCGAAUCUGGCGGGCCUGAGAUGGCCGCGUUUGGCGAUCUGCUAUAA